This is a messenger RNA of Truncatella angustata, 1035 nucleotides long. RefSeq lists its product as uncharacterized. The record is from RefSeq and is a predicted model, not a curated record. NCBI's taxonomy places the organism in Eukaryota, Fungi, Ascomycota, Sordariomycetes, Amphisphaeriales, Sporocadaceae. The coding region runs from base 1 to 1035 and encodes 344 amino acids. The transcript has 2 exons.
AUGGCAUCUUCAAAUCUACCGAUCAUUCUUUUCCACUAUCCCUUUUCACCUUAUGCGCGACGUAUUGUGUGGUAUCUUACCUUGCGCUCGAUCCCAUACACAGAAUGUAUCCAACCAUUCAUCCUCCCACGUCCCGAUCUUGCGGCACUGGGCAUUGCCUAUAGACGUAUUCCGCUUCUCAGCAUUGGCCGAGACGUCUACGCAGACACUCGUCUGAUCUUGUCCAAGCUGGAAGAGCUGUAUCCGCCAUCUCCCGCCCACCCAGCCAUCGCGGCCUCGACGGCCGACGGUCGUGCCAUUGAGCGCCUGAUCUCGCGUGCCUGGAUCGACGGCGGUGUUUUCGCGGCCGCAGCUAGCUCUAUGCCGCCUACUCUCCCCGUGAUGAGGGACCCCAAGUUCCUGUCGGACCGCGCCGAUCUCGUGGGAUUGCCAAAGGGCGCCCCAUCGCCCUUUGCCGCGGCGGCGCUUGAGGCGCGGCGGCCCGAGGCGUUAGCACAGCUUCACGACACGGUGGAGCUGCUCGAGGCGACACUACUUGCCGACGGCAGAGACUGGAUCUUGAAGACUGAGGGCCCGGGUCUGGCCGAUAUCGAAGCUGUCUGGCCGUUUCAUUGGCUUUCUGGCAUGCCGGGAGCCCUGCCUGAAGACGUCGUGGGACCCAGCAAGUUUCCCAGAGUGUUCGCGUGGAUCAAGAGAUUCGAAAAGGCCACGAACGCCAGACUCAAGGAGGUUGGUAAACCCAAGAAGGUUAAGGGUGACGAUGCGGCAAAGAUUAUCACGGGCUCUGGCUUUGUUGAGCAGGAAGGAGGUGUAGAUGGAAAUGAAUUGGUCGCCAAGGCCCAGGGCUUCAAGACAGGCGAUAGUGUCAAAGUUUGGCCAAUAGAUUCUGGCUCUACGCAUAAGGAUACGGGAAAGUUGGUAACAUUCACGAGUACAGAGGUUGUCAUCGAGACACAAGGCAAGGCUGGGAGUGUGAGGUUACACGCACCCAGACAUGGGUUCAGAAUAACAAAGGCCGAAAAAGGCAAGUUGUGA